Molecule: messenger RNA, 2760 nt
Organism: Aspergillus ibericus CBS 121593
Lineage: Eukaryota; Fungi; Ascomycota; Eurotiomycetes; Eurotiales; Aspergillaceae
Product: glycogen [starch] synthase
Exons: 4
Coding region: 397-2544 (715 amino acids)
Biological process (GO): glycogen biosynthetic process
Cellular component (GO): cytoplasm
Molecular function (GO): alpha-1,4-glucan glucosyltransferase (UDP-glucose donor) activity
Source: RefSeq, a predicted model, not a curated record
CGGCACCCUGGUCGGGCAAUUGCGCGAAAGAAGACGUCUCGCAGCCUUGAACUGAGGGGGAAUCGAGGAAAGGGAGUGAAUUGAGAAGAAUCUGCACCCCUCCUUGCGGUCCCUGUUUCAACGACGGCGAGGUCCAACCUCCUCCCGGUUUGAUUGAUAUUCCUCGUUUCCCCGCCACCGGCCCUUUCAUCCUUCCCCCGCACGUCACCUUCUCAACUUUCCUCGAGCUUCCUCCCCCCCCCCUAAAGAGGCGCUGAGCCCGGUUUCUGCUCGUGUCUCGUUUAUUUCCUACCUUCUCUGCCUCUAGUCUAGCUGCGUCUUUCUUCUUUCCCAUUCCUUUCUUUUAGUUAUUCAUAGUCCCCGUUUUGCAUUUGCGUGAGCGCUAGAGCUAAAAUCAUGGCCAGUGAGGAUAAUGGCCAGGAGCCUCUCAAACGAGACGUUCGCAAUCACAUUCUAUUCGAGGUAGCCACCGAAGUGGCCAACCGUGUCGGGGGCAUCUACUCGGUUCUCAAGUCCAAAGCGCCCGUGACUACCGCCGAGUAUGGCGACCGCUAUACUCUGAUCGGUCCUCUCAAUCGUGCUUCGGCAGCCGUGGAGGUCGAGGAGUUGACGCCGUCGAAUCCCCGCUUGAUCGAGACCAUCCGGUCUAUGAAGGAGCGGGGAAUCGAAAUUGUUUACGGUCGCUGGCUGAUCGAGGGUGCGCCGCGGGUGCUCCUCAUCGACACGGGGACCGGAUACAAAUACUUGGACGAGUGGAAAGGUGAUCUGUGGAAUGCAGCUGGUAUCCCAUCCCCGGCUGCCGAUACCGAGACGAACGAGGCCAUUGUCUUCGGCUACUUGGUGGCGUGGUUCUUGGGUGAAUACAUCGCGCACGAGCGUCGUCGGGCGGUUGUUGCUCACUUUCACGAAUGGCUUGCUGGUGUCGCCUUGCCGCUCACUAAGAAGAGGCACAUGGACCUGACCACAAUCUUCACCACCCACGCGACUUUGCUCGGUCGGUAUCUGUGCGCCGGAUCCGUGGACUUCUAUAACAACCUCCAACACUUUGAUGUCGAUGCGGAAGCUGGUAAACGAGGGAUUUACCACAGGUACUGCAUUGAGCGAGCUGCCGCACAUACCGCAGAUGUCUUCACCACCGUCUCACAUAUCACCGCUUUUGAGAGUGAGCAUCUUCUCAAGAGAAAACCUGAUGGAGUGCUGCCCAACGGGUUGAAUGUCAAAAAGUUCUCUGCCGUGCAUGAAUUCCAAAACCUCCACUCGCAGUCCAAGGAGAAGAUCAAUGACUUCGUUCGUGGGCAUUUCUACGGUCAUAACAACUUUGACCUGGAGAACACCCUUUACGUGUUUACUGCUGGACGCUACGAGUUCCGAAACAAAGGUGUUGAUAUGUUUAUCGAGGGUCUAGCGCGUCUGAACCACCGCCUCAAAUCGGAGGGGUCUAAGACGACUGUCGUCGCAUUUAUUAUUAUGCCCGCUCAGACCUCAUCCCUUACAGUCGAGUCGCUCAAGGGCCAGGCAGUCGUAAAGUCCCUGAGGGAAACAAUUGAGAUGAUUGAGAAGGGUAUCGGAAGGCGAAUGUACGAGCGGUGCCUAGCAUGGAAGGAAGGCGACAACAUGCCAGAUGAGAAGGACUUGAUGGCUAGCCAGGACCGCGUGCUUUUGCGCCGGAGGCUCUUUGCUAUGAAACGCCACUCUCUGCCUCCGAUAGUCACACAUAAUAUGGUCAACGACCAUGAGGACCCGAUCCUGAACCAGAUUCGUCGUGUUCAACUCUUCAACCACGAGUCGGACCGAGUCAAGGUCGUCUUCCACCCGGAGUUUCUUAACUCAUCCAACCCCGUGCUGCCGUUAGACUACGACGACUUCGUCCGUGGCACACAUCUUGGGGUAUUCCCCUCGUACUAUGAACCGUGGGGAUAUACACCAGCCGAGUGUACCGUGAUGGGCGUGCCCAGCAUUACCACGAACCUCUCUGGAUUCGGUUGCUACAUGGAGGAGUUGAUUGAGAAUUCGUCCGAUUACGGGAUUUACAUCGUGGAUCGUCGCAUGAAGGGUGUGGAUGACUCCGUCAACCAGCUGACCGAUUUCAUGUUCAACUUCACGCAGAAGAGUCGGCGUCAACGGAUCAACCAGCGCAACCGGACGGAGCGUUUGAGUGAUCUUCUGGAUUGGAAGCGGAUGGGCUUGGAGUAUGUCAAGGCUCGGCAGUUGGCCCUACGGAGAGCCUAUCCUUCGUCUUUUGGAAGCCCCGAGGAUGUUUACGAUAUUAUCGGGGGUACGGAACAGAAGAUAUCGCGGCCAUUAUCCGUGCCUGGCUCGCCACGGGAUCGGUCUGGAAUGAUGACCCCUGGGGACUUUGCCUCACUCCAGGAAGUGAAAGAGGGCUUGAGUACAGAAGACUAUGUUGCAUGGCGACUCCCUACUAGCGAGGAAGAAGAGCCCGAAGACCAUUACUUCCCGCUCACUCUCCGCACGAAGAAGAACGCCGAUCGUCCGCCGUCGCCACUUGACCAGCUGCCGGUGAACGGGAAGGAAGACCCUUGAUCGACCGUGAGAUAGUGCCGGCCUCACAGCCGCAAAACCUUCCUGACCUGCAUUUCCAAGGUACCAUUCUUGUUGAAGCCGUUGCAUUACAUUCUACUUGUCCUCUUGAACCGUAUGUUUGUGGAAUCAUGCUUUUGGUCACUUGCCCCUAUCAUUGAACUCACAAGUUGAGUUAGCCCGUCAAGUUCCUAGCUCGCAUGGCGCCUCACCUUGCCU